Molecule: messenger RNA, 1500 nt
Organism: Populus trichocarpa (black cottonwood)
Lineage: Eukaryota; Viridiplantae; Streptophyta; Magnoliopsida; Malpighiales; Salicaceae
Product: ubiquinol oxidase 2, mitochondrial
Exons: 4
Coding region: 184-1239 (351 amino acids)
Biological process (GO): alternative respiration
Cellular component (GO): mitochondrion
Molecular function (GO): alternative oxidase activity
Source: RefSeq, a predicted model, not a curated record
UAAUAUAGAGGAAAAACAUCUCUUAAACCCCACAUAUAUAUAGAGAGGGAAAACAUCUCUUAAACCCCAACAAAAUAAAACGACCAAAAAGCCUCCCUCUUUCCUCCUCUCCAAACUUUCUAACAAAAGAAUUCCUGCAAGAAAAGAAUACUUCCCUUCUUGUUACCAUUCUUGAUCUUCAAGAUGUUGAUGAUGGCAGGUCGCGGAGGAGCCACCAAGUUGGCGAGUUCCAUGAUGUUGGUUGCACGUUGUUUCUCAACAGCCACCGCCCGUGGGAUGUUAGUCAAAGAGGCUGUCCAUGCUAAAGCGAUGGGGUUUCAUGGGGAUGUUGUGCGUGGGAAUGUUGGUGAAUUUUUGGUUCGGGGUUCGGUGUUUGGUUUGAGGCAUGGGAGUACUGCGAGUUUUAGUGAGAAGGAUCAGCAACAGAAUGUUCAGCUGGUCGCGGAGGGUGGUGGUGGUGAUAAAGAGGAGAAGAAGGAGAGUACUGUUAGUUACUGGGGUGUUCCUCCUAGUAGGGUUACUAAAGAGGAUGGAACUGAGUGGAAGUGGAAUUCUUUUAGACCAUGGGAGACAUAUUCUGCUGAUUUAUCAAUUAAUCUGACGAAGCAUCAUGCCCCAGUCACUUUAUUGGACAGAAUGGCUUAUUGGACUGUCAAGUCUCUCAGAUGGCCCACUGAUUUGUUCUUUCAGAGAAGGUAUGGCUGCCGCGCAAUGAUGUUGGAGACUGUGGCAGCAGUGCCAGGAAUGGUAGGUGGCAUGCUGCUGCACUGCAGGUCCUUGAGGCGAUUUGAGCACAGUGGAGGAUGGAUCAAAGCAUUACUUGAAGAAGCUGAAAAUGAGCGAAUGCAUCUCAUGACAUUCAUGGAGGUGUCAAAUCCCAGGUGGUAUGAGCGUGCUCUAGUGUUUACUGUCCAAGGUGUUUUCUUCAAUGCUUACUUCCUUGGCUACCUCAUCUCCCCGAAAUUCGCUCAUCGCAUGGUGGGGUAUCUCGAGGAGGAAGCUAUUCACUCUUACACCGAGUUCCUGAAGGAGUUGGACAAAGGCAACAUUAAGAAUGUUCCUGCUCCUGCCAUUGCUAUUGAUUACUGGCGCUUGCCUCCUAACUCCACCCUCCGCGAUGUUGUUGUGGCUGUUAGAGCUGAUGAAGCACAUCACCGCGAUGUGAAUCACUUCGCAUCGGACAUACACUAUCAAGGACGCGAACUGAAGGAAGCUCCUGCUCCUAUCGGUUACCACUAAAAUGCUUGCUAGUUGCCACUACCAGGAGAGUGGAGACAGUCUGAAACUUUUAACUAUAAAACUGUGUACAGAAAAGUGAAGUUCUCUGAGUGAUUUAAUAAAAGUUGAGAGUGGGUAUGGUUACGGACUAUUGCUGUCCUGUUCUAUUCUGCUGUGAAAUUUUACGGACUAUUGCUGUCCUGUUCAAUUCUGCUAUGAAAUUUAUGUUGUAAGUAACUUUGUUGACUACUUGAAUUCAAUGUAAGCCUACUUCCUUGUAAA